GAUAUCCUCUAUUAUCAAUUCUCAAGCCGCUGUGUGCUACAUGGACGUUGUCUCUAUGUUCGUCAAACUCGAAGAUCAUACGGCCAGCCACUUCACAAAGGGACUAGCAUUUCUUUUCGGAAUCCUCAUGACCAUCUACUCAAUGAUUGUGCCCUACUUGGGAUCAGCAGUUCGGGUGGUUGUUGUGAUGCACAAUGGAGCUUCCGGUCCAUUUGUCGGGAUGUUUCUCUUGGCGUUCUUAUUUCCUUGGGCAAACAGCAAGGGUGUGGUUGCAGGCACGCUCCUCACAACGGCUCUGCAGUUCUGGCAAAUGUUUGGAAAGAUCUAUUACGGGAUCAGAGCACCCAUGAUGCCAGUCAGCACGGACUACUGCCCCGCUAACUCAACUAUGACAAUAGACGCGAUGCGUACGUCAUCCUCCGCUGCUCACAGCAAUGCCGAUGUGUUCCCGUUGUACCGUUUCUCGUCGAACUGGGGUGUCUUGGCUUCUGCGGGACUCACAAUACUCAUCGGCCUGGUCGUCAGCCUUCUCACAGGCCACAAGUUCGGCCAGAUGAAGAGUUUAAUCUUGGACACGCCGGCUGCUGCCUUUGUCAACGUCCCGACCCCGUGA
Messenger RNA from Rhipicephalus sanguineus (brown dog tick), 613 nucleotides. RefSeq names its product sodium-coupled monocarboxylate transporter 2-like. Lineage: Eukaryota; Metazoa; Arthropoda; Arachnida; Ixodida; Ixodidae. The coding region runs from base 41 to 613 and encodes 190 amino acids. Gene Ontology annotation, biological process: sodium ion transport. Gene Ontology annotation, molecular function: symporter activity. The record is from RefSeq and is a predicted model, not a curated record. The transcript has 6 exons.